Salvelinus sp. IW2-2015 is the source of this 2456-nucleotide messenger RNA. RefSeq names its product fibroblast growth factor receptor like 1a (gene fgfrl1a). Lineage: Eukaryota; Metazoa; Chordata; Actinopteri; Salmoniformes; Salmonidae. Gene Ontology annotation, cellular component: plasma membrane. The record is from RefSeq and is a predicted model, not a curated record. Gene Ontology annotation, molecular function: fibroblast growth factor binding; fibroblast growth factor receptor activity.
CUUGGGCUACUCUGUGAUUGGGCAAAAAUUCCGAGGUCGGACGGACCGCAGUUCCCACUAAUGCGGUCGAUUCCUGGAUGGCAAGUGGGAAACCGAUUCAAGACAAAUCAUUGCUGCUGGACGUUUCAGAUUUCAAGUGUUGAAGCCUUCCAUCCAGAAAGAAUGGGACUUUUAUGCAUUUGUCUGCUCAUUUGUGAGAUAAUCCUGUUGUCGGACUGUGCACGGGGGCCUCCCCGCGUGGCAGAGAAGAUCGCCCACCGGCAGACGGUGCGGAUCGGGCGCACCAUGAAGCUGCAGUGCCCAGUGGAGGGCGACCCGCCACCCCUCAUCAUGUGGACCAAGGACGGCCGCAACAUCCACAGCGGCUGGAUGCGCUUCCGGGUGCUGCAGCAGGCACUGCGCAUAAAAGAUGUGGAGGCCGAGGACUCAGGCACCUUCAUCUGCAAGGCCACCAAUGGCUUCGGCAGCGUCAACAUCAACUACACCCUCAUCAUCAUCGAUGACGCCAGCACUGGGAGGGAUGGAACUGGAACAGCGGGAGACGCAGAAUACAGCACUGACCAGUCAGGGAAAUUUGUCCGACCACGCUUCACACAGCCAGCCAAGAUGAGGAAGCGCGUGAUAGCCAGGCCAGUGGGCAGCUCAGUACGGCUGAAGUGCAUGGCUAGCGGGAACCCUCGUCCAGAUAUCGUGUGGGUGAAAGACAGCAAGCCGCUGACCCCUGGGGAGGUGGGCGAGGACCGUAAGAAGAAGUGGACUCUGAGUCUGAAGAACCUGACCCCUGAGAACAGCGGGAAGUAUACCUGCCACGUUUCCAACCGGGCUGGAGAGAUCAACGCCACAUACAAAGUGGAAGUCAUCCAGCGGACAAACUCCAAGCCCAUCCUGACCGGCACUCAUCCGGUGAACACCACAGUAGACUAUGGUGGCACCACAUCGUUCCAGUGCAAGGUGCGCAGUGAUGUCAAGCCGGUGAUUCAGUGGCUGAAGCGGGUGGAGCCGGGGAACGAGAACAAGUACAACUCCACCAUCGAGGUGGGCGACCAUCGCUUCGUGGUGCUGCCCACGGGAGAUGUAUGGUCCAGGCCAGAUGGCUCCUACCUCAACAAGCUGCUCAUCACCCGCGCCAAGGAUGAGGAUGCUGGCAUGUACAUCUGCCUGGGCGCCAACACCAUGGGCUACAGCUUCCGCAGUGCCUUCCUCACCGUGCUGCCAGACCCAAAGCCUCACCACAUCCCCGUCCCCACAGCCAUCUCUCCCAGCCUGCCCUGGCCUGUGAUCAUUGGCAUCCCAGCCGGCGUGGUGUUCAUCCUGGGUACUGUUCUGCUGUGGUUCUGCCAGUCCAAACACCAUUGCUCCUCUGGAAGGGUAGUUACCACCCAUGCCUCACAGCGCCCACCCCCCCGGGUGCCAGCCUGCCCACCACAUAGCGUGGACAAAGACUGCCUGGGCUCUCUCACCUAUGAGGAGUACAUUACCCAGCAGCAGCAGCUCCUUCUGGCCCAGGGAGGCAACGGCCUGGAGGUCCCCAAAGUCUACCMAAAGAUCUACACGGACAUUCACACACACACCCACUCACACGUGGAUGGCAAAGUGCACCAACACCAGCACAUUCACUACCAGUGUUAGUUGCCACUGUCUCGACAGGGAUGCUCAUAUGUACAAAAGCCCUAAUUAAUGCAGUGUUGGGUCGGCUCCCACCACCUACACCUUCGCCUCCUCCACGUGCCCAGUCCUGCCUUGAUCCUACAGACCCAGACAAACAGUCUGGGCCCGGGUGCUUCACAAAAACCCCCUGACUGCUACAUACUGUUCUGUACUGAACAAAGCCUAGAGGAACAUGGAUCCAGUCAGGAUAUAACCCUCCAUGAGGUACAGAACAAGGGACAUGGCAAUGCCGUUCAGGAAUCCCACAUGUAAUAAUGUGAGUCCAAAUGGAGUAACAUUUCAUACAGACAUUUCACAUUAAACUCCACUCUGCAGAGAAAUAGCAACAUUUGUUUCUCUAGUCUAGAACAAUAUGAGCAAACUCACAGUGGCUGAAAUGAGUGAAUGUAUACAUUUAGCUAUGUCUCAUUUGAGAGUCUUUACUCUGUAUGAAAAUGGCAGCAUGUCCUGCAACAUCCCAUCUCCUCUCUGGCCUGCUUUCAUGUGCAGUGACUUUGUAAGGGGCUAAGAGGAUCAUGUACAUUAGCUCUGGAUUUUUGUCAGAUGCACAACCUCAGCGAGUAACAAAAGGAGUAAGGUGCGAUGUUAAGUGUUUUCAGAUUUUAUGGUUUGGUGAUGGAUUGUAUCAGAAUCCUCAUGUGCCAUCCUGAGUACCUCAGAAGCAGGUCAACCAGCAGAGACAAAGUGUGAUUGAGCAAACAAAGGUCGAAUGUAUUCUGUUUCUCAAAAUGGUUAUCGUCAAGGAAAAGGACCUGCAAGGCAUUACAAUAUAUAUUUUGUCUAUUGUA